Messenger RNA from Cynocephalus volans (Philippine flying lemur), 435 nucleotides. RefSeq names its product spermatid nuclear transition protein 4-like. Lineage: Eukaryota; Metazoa; Chordata; Mammalia; Dermoptera; Cynocephalidae. The transcript is spliced from 2 exons. The record is from RefSeq and is a predicted model, not a curated record. The coding region runs from base 1 to 435 and encodes 144 amino acids.
AUGGCGAAGGAGACCAGGACACCACAGUCCACCAGAAACACCAAAGCGGGGAAGGAGAGGAAGACCCCCUGUCCACCCAAGUCCAGAGGAAAGGGCAAGGCGCCCAAGACAACCUUGAAGCGUAAAAGACCCCUCCAAGGGAGUCUGAGGAAAAAAGCUGCUGCAGAAGUGACCACCCUCUCAAUUCAACCCCCAAAAGGGAAAAAGCCAACACUAUUCGGCCACUAUCACCGGCUGAAUCAGGAACUGCAGCAAAAAGAGCUGAAGCAAAUCCGAAAGGACGAGGAGAUGCCCAGCACCUCAAGGGACGAUGAGAUGCCCAGCACCUCAAGGGACGAGGAGAUGCCCAGCACUUCAAGGGACAAGGAGAUCUCCAGCCACUCGAGUGACGAGGAGAUCUCCAGCAACCCAAGUGAUGGCCCGGGCAGCUACUAA